Yarrowia lipolytica CLIB122 is the source of this 480-nucleotide messenger RNA. NCBI's taxonomy places the organism in Eukaryota, Fungi, Ascomycota, Dipodascomycetes, Dipodascales. The record is from RefSeq and is a predicted model, not a curated record.
AUGAGCCCAACCGGUGGUUUCAGACCUUCCCAAACUGAAACACGCUGCUCUGCCGCUUGUAUUAGAGUGUCUGUUAGCUACUCGCUUGGAGUAUGCCCAAUUGCAGCAGUCCUAAGCGGGGAGAAGUGCUCACAUGAGCGCCGUGCCCGGUGGCAAUUAAUUUCCAGAGCAGUCAAUGUGACCCCAUCACGUGACGAAAAAACUCUCAUCUCCCUCGACCUGCCCUUUGAACAACCUCCACCGCACCAUACAGGCACGAGUAUCGUCGUACUGUAUACAUCCACACUAUACUGGACAACCUCGCGCUCCGAAGCGAACCUCUUAAGGUUGCGGAUCCAAAUAUCCAUUAUUGGAAGGAAUAACAGCUACCACUUGAACCUACCGUCCAAGUACAGAAAGCCGGCCGGGUGGAGGUGGAGAAAGCGGAUAAGAGCGGACCCGUGCAAUCUAUGGACCGCGUCCGGGGCGUUUUCAGUUUGA